AUGAAAUACGCACAUUGUCGGAGUUUCUUCGUGGAUAACGCGUCCACUCGGAUAAUAUCUCUGAGUAUCGUGAAGAAGUACAUCAACAAGUAUGUUCGACUUGAGGUGGAUGGCAUCGAACUGCUCUGCUACAACGAAUCCAUCAAGAUCCACCGCGCCUACGCGUACACCGCUUUCAUAACCGAGGACCAGGCGCCGGAGCACAGCAGCCUGAUCGACUGCAAGAGUCUGUUCAGCGGCAGGAACAUCACUACUGACUUCGAAGAUAUGUGGUGCACGAACUUCGCGACUGGGAACAAGUUCUGUCAUAUUGUCAUGGAACUUAUGGAGUCUACUGAGAUUACUAGUAUCCGCAUCUGGAACUACAACGCGAACAUGGAGCUCUCGUACAUCGGCGCGAAGCACGCGCGCAUCUCUCUGGACGGGACCGCGCUGCACUACCGGCCGCUGUUACUGCGCCGGGCGCCGGGGGACACCUGCUAUGACUACGUGCAGCAGAUAGAUCUGCUUACUAUUGAUGAUAGGUUGGACGACGCGAAGGAGUCUGACAGUUUUCGCAUGGACUGCCUGGUGUACGGAACCAACCUGGACAUGGGCGCGCCCACCGGCUUCGUGCUCCAGCUCAACAUAUUCUCCACAUGGGGGGACCCCUACUACGUGGGUCUGACUGGCAUCGAGCUGUACGAUCCACACGGGAACAAGAUACUCUUGACAGAGACAAGUAUGUAGGAAUAGGAAAAGUUAUUACUUCCACUUAGUAUGGGUUUUUGUUGCUGAGGCCAUCGGUAGGCAUCUUCUGAGAAU
Messenger RNA from Trichoplusia ni (cabbage looper), 804 nucleotides. Its product is annotated as protein KIAA0556 homolog. The record is from RefSeq and is a predicted model, not a curated record. Bases 1 to 729 code for a protein of 242 amino acids. The transcript has 4 exons. Lineage: Eukaryota; Metazoa; Arthropoda; Insecta; Lepidoptera; Noctuidae.